AUGACCCCUUCCCCAUCUUCUUUCACUGUUCCUUUCCUCGAUUCCAUGGCUCUUUCCUCCACCCUCCGCUUCUCUUCUUCUCUCUUCCGGCACCACCUUCCUCUCUCCCCCACGCGAUUCGCUUUCCUCCGCUACCAUUUCCCCGGUCAUUUCCGUCCCAUCUCUGCAUUCCCCUCUGCCGGGACCCGCUUCAACCCCAUCCAAGCGCGUCGCAGGGACGAUGCCGACGGCCAGAAUGGGAGUCUGCUGGCGAAGGAUUCCGACGAUAGUGGCAGAGAUGGGCGCGUGGUUCCUACCGAGCUUCACAAAGAGGCCACUGAGGCCUACAUGUCCUAUGCCAUGUCGGUUUUGCUCGGCAGGGCUUUGCCGGAUGUCAGGGACGGGUUGAAGCCUGUCCACCGGAGGAUAUUAUUCGCCAUGCAUGAACUGGGUCUCUCAUCGAAGAAGCCGUUCAAGAAGUGUGCUAGAGUUGUUGGUGAGGUGCUUGGUAAGUUCCACCCGCAUGGAGAUAGUGCCGUCUAUGAUGCAUUAGUGAGAAUGGCCCAGGAUUUCUCGUUAAGGUGUCCACUCAUCCAAGGCCAUGGGAAUUUCGGUUCCAUUGAUGCGGAUCCAGCUGCUGCUAUGCGUUAUACAGAAUGCAGGCUGCAAGCACUGACGGAAGCAGUUUUGCUGGCUGAUCUGGAACAAGAUACGGUUAAUUUUGUGCCCAAUUUUGAUAAUUCCCAAAAGGAACCAUCACUUUUGCCAGCUCGUCUUCCAACUCUGUUGUUGAAUGGUUCUUCUGGAAUUGCGGUUGGCAUGGCAACCAAUAUUCCUCCCCAUAACCUUGGAGAGGUGGUGGAUGUCCUAUGCGCAUUAAUUCACAACCCAGAAGCCACUUUGCAAGAACUCUUGGAAUACAUGCCAGGACCUGAUUUUCCUACUGGAGGUCUAAUUAUGGGAAAUGUAGGGAUCUUGGACGCUUAUCGAACUGGACGUGGGAGAAUUGUAGUCAGGGGUAAGACAGAGGUGGAACUUGACUCCAAAACAAAGCGGUCUUCUAUUAUCAUAAAAGAGAUUCCAUAUCAAACAAACAAAGCUUCCCUUGUCCAAAAGAUAGCUGAACUGGUGGAGAACAAGAGUAUAGAGGGCGUUACUGAUAUCCGUGAUGAAAGUGAUCGUACUGGUAUGCGCAUUGUAAUCGAGCUGAAACGUGGAGCAGAACCAGCGCUUGUCUUGAAUAAUCUUUAUCGUCUAACUCAGCUUCAAUCUAGUUUUAGUUGCAACAUGGUUAGUAUUCUGGAUGGACAACCUAAACAGAUGGGACUGAAAGAAUUGCUUCAGGCAUUUUUAGACUUUAGAUGCUCUGUUGUUGAGCGACGUGCCCGGUUCAAACUUUCACAAGCUCAGGAGAGGAGACAUAUCGUUGAGGGUAUCGUGGUGGGCCUUGAUAAUUUGGAUCACAUAAUUCAAAUCAUUAAGGAAUCUUCCAGCAAUUCAGCUGCAUCUAGUAGUCUAAUGAAUGAAUUCAAUAUUUCAAGUAAGCAAGCUGAAGCUAUAUUAGAUAUAAGCCUCAGAAGGCUCACCCAUCUCGAGAGAAGUAAAUAUGUAGAUGAAAAGAAAUCUCUUAUGGAACAAAUCUCAAAACUAGAGGAGCUACUAUCAAGCAAGGGGAAAAUGUUACAGCUCAUAGAACAAGAAGCUGUUGAGCUCAAGCACAAGUUUUCAAACCCAAGGCGCUCUAUGUUGGAAUAUUCCGAUGACGGGCAGCUUGAAGAUAUAGAUGCUAUUCCAAAUGAAGAAAUUCUGUUGGCUAUCAGCGAAAAGGGUUAUGUUAAGCGGAUGAGGCCCAACACCUUCAAUCUGCAGAAACGUGGAACCAUUGGCAAAUCUGUUGGGAAAUUGAGGGUCAAUGAUGCAAUGUCAGAUUUUGUGGUCUGUCGAUCACAUGAUCACAUUCUUUAUUUUAGUGACAAAGGUAUAGUCUACUCAUCACGUGCUUACAAAAUUCCUGAAUGCACCAGGAGUGCUGCUGGUACUCCUCUGGUUCAGAUAUUAUCAUUAUCUGAUGGCGAGAGAAUAACGUCCAUAAUUCCUGUGAGCGAAUUCCCCGAGGAUCAGUAUCUACUGAUGCUUACAGUCAACGGGUACAUCAAGAAAGUAUCUCUGAAUGUCUUCUCAGCCAUACGCUCAACUGGAAUAAUAGCAAUUCAAUUGGUUCCUGGUGAUGAGCUGAGGUGGGUGCGCUGUUGCACAAAUGACGAUCUUGUUGCUAUGGCUUCACAAAAUGGAUAUGUUAUCCUAAGUUCCUGUGACAAAAUCCGGGCACUAAGCAGGAAUACUAGAGGGGGAGUGGCCAUGAGACUAAAAGAAGGCGAUAAGAUGGCAAGUGUGGACAUCAUACCAGCUGCGAUGAGGGAAGACUUGGAAAGGGCGUUAGAAGAUCCAGCCAACAAUAAGGGCAGUGGUCCAUGGCUGUUGUUCAUCUCUGAGAGUGGCCAUGGGAAGAGGGUUCCUCUAAGCAGCUUCAACAUACUGCCUCUAAACAGAGUUGGUUUAAUUGGCUCUAAGUUUUCCGAGGAGGAAGGACAUUUGGCAGCAGUGUUUGUGGUUGGUUUCUCACAAGCAGAGGAUGGUGAAAGUGAUGAACAAGUAGUUCUAGUUAGUCAAAGUGGUACCGUGAAUAGAAUCAAAGUCCGCGACAUUUCUAUACAGUCACGCUAUGCAAGGGGAGUGAUUUUGAUGAGACUGGAGUAUGCCGGAAAGAUUCAAUCAGCGUCGCUAAUAUCUGCUACGGAGGCUGAAGCAGAUGAUGAACAAACAGCAACAGCAGAAGAUGAAGCAGCAUCUGGUGUUUUGGUGGCUUCCCAGUGA
This is a messenger RNA of Linum trigynum, 2853 nucleotides long. Lineage: Eukaryota; Viridiplantae; Streptophyta; Magnoliopsida; Malpighiales; Linaceae. The record is from the annotation of a GenBank genome assembly.